GCCCAGAAGCUGAACCUGACGGGGCUGCAGAACCAGUGGCUGUUCGUGCUCCCGGACACGAACGCCGUCACGUACAACCCGUACCCGUACCUCAAGAGCGUGAAGGACGGGGACAACUUCGCCUUCAUCUACAACAACUCCCUGCCGCAGGCGCUGCGCUCCAACUGCCAGGAGACGAUCUUCUGCUACGUGGCCACCACGGUCGACCUUGCCAUCAGGGGCUGGGAGGAGGACUUGAAGAAGCAGUAUGCGUUGAUGGAGGAGCUCCCGCUCGAGGAGUGGGAUGACGUGAGGCCGAGCAAGGCGGACAGGGCCGGGAACGUCGCGGAUUACGUCCAAAGCCUGAUAGACGGCGAAGAGCGGUGCUCCGGCUGCAUCAACUGGGGACUGGAGGCCGUGGAGAUCAAGAGCGAGACGAAGUUCGACUUCGUCGACGUCGGGGCGUGGCAGCCGUUUCAGGGAUUGCACCUGUUCGACGACCUCUUCCCCCAUGUCACGGGAGGGUUCCGGAAGCGGGUCAUCGCCGUGGCGUCCGUCAAUUUCCCGCCCUGGCAGAUCUACAUACGGGACAAGAAUGGCGCUGUCAUCGAUUACUCGGGGCUCAUGUUCGAACUCAUGGACGAGUUGGCCCGGAAGCUCAACUUCUCGUACAUUGUGUACACGCCAAGCGACGGGACGAACACGGGGGUGGUCAACAUGGUGCAGUCCGGGGAAGCCUUCCUCGGGGCCGCCGCGAUGGUCGCCACCGUCCCUUUCCUUUCUCGAUCCUCUCUCUUCGUCUUGCACAAUAAUUUCUUAUUUGGUUCUCUGCAGGUGAUCAGCGAUGACAGGCUGAAGCAAGUCGCCUUUACAGCCACGAUCGACAUUCAAUCAUACAGUUUCAUGUAUUCCAGGCCGAAGGAACUCAGUCGGGCGCUCAUUUUCAUCGAACCUUUCACGCCUUUCGUGUGGAUAUGCAUAGGAUUGACGUUCGUCAUCAUCGGGCCUCUGCUGUGGAUCAUCACCAAGUACUCCCCGUUUUACCUCCAUCACGGAAUCACGCACAACGGAUUAUUCCAAGUCGGCAACUGCAGCUGGUACUGCUACGGAGCACUCAUGCAACAAGGGGGGAAUCACAUGCCGGACGCCCUGAGCGGGAGGAUCCUGGUGGGGACGUGGUGGCUCUUCGUGAUCGUCGUCGUCACGUCCUACUCCGGGAACCUGGUCGCCUUUCUCACCUUCCCCAAGAUCCAGAACCCUCUCAACACGCCGCAGGAUAUCUUGGACAAUUCCCGCUACUACACUUGGGGGGUUAAAAGCGGCGAUUACAUCCUGGAGUAUUUCAAGGUCGCAACGGAGCCCUUGUACAAGGGACUGGGCGAGAAAGUCAUCGUGCACCAACCCGGGACGGAGGCCAAGGUCUUGGACCUCAUUCGCAACAACAACCACAUCUACAUCGCAUGGAAGACCAACCUUCUCUUCCUCAUGAAAGACGGCUUCAAGGCGACCAACACCUGCGACUUCUCUCUCGGCAGCCAAGAUUUCUUCGAAGAACGUGUCGCCAUGCCGAUAAACAGAGCCAAUCCAUAUCGAGACGUCAUCAGUCAAGAAAUCAAUCGGAUGCUGGAAAUCGGUCUGACGGAGAAAUGGAAGCAGAUGUACUGGCCGAGGGACGACGAGUGCUCCACGACUGCCCUGGGUGGGGGAGACGCCACCAGGACUGUCAGCAUCAGGGACAUGCAAGGCUCCUUCUACAUCCUCGCUAUAGGCUUCGGAACGGGAGCCCUGCUGGUCAUCUUGGAAUGUUUAUUCGCUCGACGAGGGAAGGGCGUCGUCGUCAAGGUCUCUCAAUUGCAGAAGCAGAGCAAGGGUCACAAGGAUGUCAUCUACCCUUUCGUCUCCUAAUCGCGAACGAUGUCGGCGGGCACGGCUUCAUUGCACUCCAAAGAUUCCUUUGCACCCUCAAACGUCUCUCUCUCUCUCGUGUCUCGACACUUGUUCUUUUUUUCCGGUUUUCUCUCUACCACUGGCACCGAUUGAUGUGAAUUAACUGUGCUAUUCCCCUUUGCUUGGGCAUAUUCUGAUGGUGACAGGAGGAGUGAUCUCUGAAAUGAAUACCCU
Molecule: messenger RNA, 2100 nt
Organism: Darwinula stevensoni
Lineage: Eukaryota; Metazoa; Arthropoda; Ostracoda; Podocopida; Darwinulidae
Source: the annotation of a GenBank genome assembly